Molecule: messenger RNA, 2208 nt
Organism: Cinclus cinclus
Lineage: Eukaryota; Metazoa; Chordata; Aves; Passeriformes; Cinclidae
Gene: DTL
Product: denticleless E3 ubiquitin protein ligase homolog
Exons: 15
Coding region: 1-2157 (718 amino acids)
Biological process (GO): proteasome-mediated ubiquitin-dependent protein catabolic process; mitotic G2 DNA damage checkpoint signaling
Cellular component (GO): nucleus
Molecular function (GO): protein binding; protein-macromolecule adaptor activity
Source: RefSeq, a predicted model, not a curated record
AUGCUGUGCCGCGCGCUGCUCCGCCGCGCCGCCGCCGCGCCCGCCCAUCGGUCCUCAGCGCUUCCCCUGCAGCAUCUCUUGGACAGCUACCAGUGCAGCCAAGAAGAUGACCACCUGUCUUACGGGGAAACGGGAAUGCCGGUCCCUCCUUUCGGCUGCACCUUUUCUACAGCCCCAAAUUUGGAGCACGUUCUGGCAGUUGCAAAUGAAGAAGGGUUUGUUAGACUGUAUGACACUGAACCACAGACCACCCGCAAGCUCAUCUUUAAAGAAUGGCAGGCUCACUCAAAUGCUGUAUUUGACCUUGCCUGGGUGCCAGGGGAACACAGGAUUGUCACUGCUUCAGGAGAUCAGACAGCCAAGGUGUGGGAUGUGAGAGCUGGCGAACUUCUUGGUAUAUGCAAAGGUCAUCAGUGUAGCCUCAAGUCAGUUGCUUUUUCUAGAUUUCAGAAAGCUGUUUUCUGUACUGGAGGGAGAGAUGGAAACAUCAUGGUUUGGGAUACCAGGUGCAACAAGAAAGAUGGCUUUUACAGGCAGGUGAAUCAAAUCAGUGGAGCACACAAUGUGGUUGACAAGCAGACUCCUUCCAAACCUAAGAAGAAGAGGCAGAACCUCAGAGGACUUGCUCCCUUGGUGGAUUUCCAGCAGAGUGUAACUGUGGUGCUGCUUCAGGAUGAGCAUACUCUUAUCUCUGCAGGAGCUGUUGAUGGCGUGAUCAAAGUGUGGGACCUGCGCAGGAACUACACCGCUCUCCGUCAGGAGCCGCUGCCCGCCAGGUCAUUCUGCUACCCUGGAACCAGCACUCGCAAGCUUGGAUAUUCUAGCCUGGUUUUGGAUUCCACUGGUGCUAAUCUGUUUGCUAACUGCACUGAUGACAGUAUCUACAUGUUCAAUAUGACAAGUUUAAAGACCACUCCAGUGGCUGUUUUCAGUGGACACCAGAAUUCAACCUUUUACAUCAAAUCCAGCACCAGCCCAGAUGACCAGUUCCUGGUCAGUGGCUCGAGCGACUGCAGCGCGUACAUCUGGAAGGUUUCUGAGCCCAGCCUUCCUCCACGGAUACUCCUCGGUCACUCUCAGGAAGUUACCUCCAUUGCUUGGUGUCCUUCAGACUUCACUAAGAUUGCCACAUGCUCUGAUGACAACACUGUGAGGAUUUGGCGCUUACAACGUAGUCCUGAGGAAGAGAAAUCAGUAUCCAGAAAAGCCAACUUGGUGGGCUGGGUCACUCAGAAGAAACCAGAAGAGCAACAUGGAGCAGGACCACCAGCCAGCCCACAAAGCACUCCUGCCAAGGCCCUGGCGGCGGGCAGCACGUGCAUUUCUUCCCCACGCCCUGCUGCCUGUGCUCCCACUCACUCCGGAGACCUUCCGCUGUCCACCAGCACUCCCACAGUCGCUCUCAAAACCCCGACCUCCACAGCCUCCGCCCCAGCCAAGCCACCUGGAACCAGCCCCUGUGCAUCUCCCAAACUGAUCCCUUCCUCCAAAAUGUCCAUCAAACACUGGGUUACAAGGACUCCAUGCUCUUCUCCUCCAGAAGUGGAGAAAAAGGCUCUCUCUCCUAGAAAAGCCCUGGCAGAAGUCACCCAGGUCACCCAGGGUCUCCUAGAAGCUGCUUGCCCUCCUCAAGUCCCACACUCACAGUUUGAAAAGCGUGCCAAGAGAAGGCUUGACUGCAGCAAGGAGGCUGAUGCAGGGCAGAAGUGUCUGCAGUCCUGUAGCUGUGUCACUGAGCUGGACCAUGCAGCUAAGAAAUCCAAACUGAACUUAUGUCACUUGGUUCCAGACCAAAAAGCUUCUGAUGAAGACUCUCUCAGCCUGUCUGACUUGUGUAACGACCCUGAAGGCUCCAGCCAAAGCCCAAAAGAGCCUUCCCUUUCAGGGAGCCAUAUUAAUCCACCAGGCAUUCAAACUUCCCCCUAUAUUUUCAGAUCUCCAUGUGGGAAAGACACUGAGGUAGUAGAUAAGGAGAACAGUUUUCCUGAAAGAAAAAAUUGGCUGUCUGCUCUGGGGGAGAAGCUACGGACUGGCAGACCUGGGAGCCAGAGCACAUCAAAGAGCCCCCGUCACCCUGCAGUCCUGGUGCCAAAAGACAAGAAUGUGUGGCAGUGGCCACUUCGCCGAAAACUGCUGCAGCCACUUCAGUUUCCAUGAGGAAGAUAUGCACAUACUUCCACAGAAAGCCACAGAAGGAUUGAAACAGCG